Molecule: messenger RNA, 684 nt
Organism: Hyphopichia burtonii NRRL Y-1933
Lineage: Eukaryota; Fungi; Ascomycota; Pichiomycetes; Serinales; Debaryomycetaceae
Gene: PGA39
Product: Pga39p
Exons: 4
Coding region: 1-684 (227 amino acids)
Source: RefSeq, a predicted model, not a curated record
AUGAAAUUAUCUCAAGUUUCCAUUCUUUUAACUAUUGCCACCAUUAUUAAUGGUCAGGUUUUAGAUAACACUAAAGGUUAUAACGCUGCCAUCAUUAAGAGAGCUGGUGAAAGCUCUUCUGCCGAAGAUUCAUCUUCUACCUCCACAGAUGAUGCUGAUGCUUCUGGUUCUGGUUCGUCAUCUUCAGAUGACUCUGCUUCUUCUUCUUCAGACGAUGCCGACUCUUCUGGUUCCGGCUCUUCUUCUUCAGACGACUCUGCUUCUUCAUCUUCCGAUGACUCGGACGCUUCUGGUUCUGGUUCUGGUUCUUCUUCUUCCGAUGACUCUGCUUCUUCUUCUUCUGACGAUUCAGACUCUUCUGGUUCCGGUUCCGGUUCUUCUUCUUCUGACGAUUCCGAUUCCUCUUCCUCUGGUUCCGGUUCUUCUUCUUCUGACGACUCUGACUCUUCUGGUUCUGGUUCCUCUUCUGGUUCUGGUUCCUCUGGUUCUGGUUCUGAUUCCUCUGGUUCUUCCGACUCUUCUAGUUCUGGUGGUUCCGUUUUUGGUUGCAAUUGUGCCAGCUGCAAAGGCUCAAUUGCCAUUGUUGGAAGAAUUUCGCAAUUGGGAAAGCUGGUUACUACUUUGAUCUUCGAUGCUCGAGUAGAAGUUGAUCUACUUGGUACUGGUAGGCAGUUGUUGAUGUAA